AUUUCUCUUGAAACGACUUUAAUCUACACGGUCGAAAUGAACCAAUUUAAAUUGACGCGGCACAGACGAUUACAAGGACGUGAAGCGGCAGAAAUUGGAACUACGUUUGAAAGCAGACGACUGACAUUUCAAUCCCAUGCUGAAUUUUGUGAAGUUGUGGAUGCCAAUGAGUUGUUGAAAAGUUUUGUUUUUGAUUCCUUAAUUGUGCAAUGUACAUGAAAUUAUGGAAAAACGUACGUCGUGUUGCUUCCCUUAAAAGGUUUAUUCAUCAAGAAGCUACAGGAACAAUAAGGGUUGAUGAACAGUUGAUAAAAAAUCACGAGACUAGUUCCGCAAUUAAUCAACUCCAAAAUGAAACAAGUGAUUUUGAUGAACUAGCCGAUGCAGUCACCCCAUUAUGGAGGAUACCUUACGCUGAACAGUUGGAAAUAAAGGAUAAAAGGAAUUUCGAAAUCAUGACCAAAUUGACACAGAGGCUGAAACCCCACUCCCCUUCCAAGGGCAUAAUCUGCCAGCUGAAGGAAACUUUACCUUCGCCAGUCACCUUACACUACAGGAAUAAAAACGACUUUCACAUCCGUUACGACUCGUCUGGUCGAGUCGUGGUGGGUUUGUGCGUCGGCAAAGCCUCGAGACAAACGUUGCGGUGCAUCAAAGCCGAUAAUCUGUUCAACACACAUCCAACACACACGGAUGUUGCCCGGGUCGUCCAGGAGUACAUUCAGCACGAGUCAAAGUGGAAAGUGUGCGAACACUUCCAGCGUGGUGGAAACUGGAGGAGCGUAUUGGUCCGCUCGAAUCACAAGUUCGAACUUAUGGUCAUUGUCACGAUUCAUCCACAGGAUCUAGAAGAGGAAGAAAUUCAUUCUGAAAUGGAACGAAUGAAGAAUUAUUUGCUGGCCAGUCCUAUGGGCAAACAAAUCGUUUCCGUCUAUUACCAAGCCUCUGGACACACUCGUGCCACGGCCGAACAAUGUCCUUUCAACCUCCUGCAUGGCCAGUCGCACAUUUACGAGAGAAUCGGCGACUACGAAUUCCGCAUUUCGCCGGAAUCUUUUUUCCAGAUCAACACGGAAGCCGCCCGUCUACUCUACGACACUGUAGCCCUGCAACUUGCCCCUCAACGAAUGUCCACGGUCGUGGAUCUUUGCUGCGGGACGGGCACACAAGGAUUGAUGGUGGCCCGGCACAGUCGUGGGGUCAUUGGCGUUGAACUGUCCCGUUCAGCUGUCGAGGAUGCCCGUUUCAACGCAGCCCACAAUCAAAUUCAGAAUGCGGAAUUCAUUGCUGGUCGGGCGGAAAAAAUUUUCAAACACAUCAUGGAGCAAUUGGAAGUUUCGCCGGAUAUCGCCGUCAUUGUCAAUCCUUCCCGCGGAGGAGUCGACAAGCGCAUCAUUAGUCUGUUGAGGAACAACGAACGUGUCCGAAACCUCGUCUACAUUUCGUGCCAAGCUGACGGCCCGGCCAUGAACAAUUUCGUUGAUCUUUGCAUACGAGGCCGCAAAACGUUGAGCGAACCUUUCAUGCUGAAAAAGGCCACACCAAUCGACUUGUUUCCCCACACAAAUCACUGCGAGUUAGUCCUGUCGUUUCGUCGUUGACUUUCCCAAUUUAUAGUAAUUAGUUAUUUGAAUAAAUACAGGCAUUAAUUUUC
Molecule: messenger RNA, 1654 nt
Organism: Daphnia pulex (common water flea)
Lineage: Eukaryota; Metazoa; Arthropoda; Branchiopoda; Diplostraca; Daphniidae
Product: tRNA (uracil(54)-C(5))-methyltransferase homolog
Exons: 6
Coding region: 210-1601 (463 amino acids)
Biological process (GO): RNA processing
Molecular function (GO): RNA methyltransferase activity
Source: RefSeq, a predicted model, not a curated record